Messenger RNA from Suillus clintonianus, 1658 nucleotides. RefSeq lists its product as uncharacterized. The transcript has 3 exons. The coding region runs from base 316 to 1647 and encodes 443 amino acids. The record is from RefSeq and is a predicted model, not a curated record. Lineage: Eukaryota; Fungi; Basidiomycota; Agaricomycetes; Boletales; Suillaceae. Gene Ontology annotation, molecular function: protein binding.
GGGGGGUAGAAGGAUCAACUACCUCUCCAGUACUAUGUAAACUAGCUUAUAUAGGGGAGGAGAGGCUCGGGUGAAGUAGGAACAAAAGUGAAUAAAGAAAGUGCUAAUGAGACUAGGUGACUAGGGGCUAAGUGGUAAGGGGAGGUGCCGGGUACGGAUAUUGGUCGUUAGGUACGAUAUCCGUACUAUUGGCUUUUGUGGAAAGUCGAGCGUUACAGAGAGUUCCCUGUUAGCGGACAUGGUCUUUCAAUUACAUCCGAGCCAUUCCUCGCUCCGAGUGGAACCUUGGAAAGUUACGAUUGUUCACCAACCAACAUGCAGGCAACCGAGGGCAUGGCAGCCCACUCAAAAACGGGGUUUUUACCAGUCUUGGGCGUCAUUGGUGCGCUGCAAAACAUCCUCGCACGUUCACAAGUGACUAUUCCAGACCUUGACACCCCAUACUCCAGGCUCCCAAAUACCGAUCAGUCUGCCAUGCACAGGGAUAUGGGUAUUGGCACCAUCAUCACCGAACGCCAACAUCAGUUGGAUGCAGUUUUGCAUGAGAUAUCGGACCUAGAGGCCAUCAUGGAUAGUAUUGAAAAUCUUCAGCAACAACUGGUCUUAAAGCAAGCCAAGAUCACGCAGUCGCUGAAUUUGCACAAGGGACUUGUAUCGCCUCUUUGGCGUUUGCCAAUUGAAGUCUUGUCCAAAAUUUUUCACCUCUGUCUCCCAGAGUUCGAUAAAUUCGAGAUGCCAUCAGAGCUCGACGCUCCCGUAGUGUUGACUAGAGUAUGCCAACGAUGGAGGGAGGUUGCUGUGGGCAUACCCAGUCUAUGGUCCAGACCAUCAUUAUCAUUCUGCCCCGGAGACCAGUGGGAGCGGCAAACCUUCUGUUAUGGCUCAUGGCUUGAGCGAUCACGAGGACGUCCGCUCUCGUUGACUCUCUGCUGGAACGACUGCCCAUAUGACUCGACCAAGAUACAAAGCCUUCUUCAGCCUUACACCCACCAAAUAUCAUCUCUCUCCAUCCAUUUUUCCCAACAAGACCCUGAGGACCAUCCCGAACUUCUGUUAGACGACCUUCCAGCACUUCGGGAGCUCAACAUUCUCACAAUGGACUUGACAUCUGUUGAAUAUUCCAUCGCGCAACUGCCGUCCACUGUGACCAAUCUCAAGAUCUUAUGGUCAUGUUUCACUUUCGAAACCCUACUAUUUCAUUCGAAUCCCGUGUGGACCCACCUGACAACCGUCGUGACGAGGAUGUCCGAACCAAACGCAUUUAUCCGCUUGCUCAAGUUAUGUCCUAACCUCUCCUCGUUAAUGAUUGGGAUGGCGUCCGAUAGCUUCCCGGUCUUCCGGCCAUUCACGCACACCAACCUCCAAUCCCUAUACAUCGUUUUUAACGACACAUCCGAUUUAGCGAGCCUGUUUAACAGUGUCUUACUCCCCAACUUGCGCGUGCUUGAAACUAGCUCUUGGAGCAAGUGGCCUCAUAAUGGGUUCAAGGCAUUUUUGACACAGUCAGCGUGUCCGCUGGAGAGCCUGAUAUUCAGCGGUCAUGCGACGCUGAAAGAUGCGUACCGAGCGGAAUACGUUGCCCUUAUCCCUUCCCUCGAUGUCAUAGUGGAUCCCAGUCGCCCUAAUUGCUAUGACUUAUAUAGCUAGUCGUUGCACAA